Messenger RNA from Rosa rugosa (rugosa rose), 865 nucleotides. RefSeq lists its product as uncharacterized. The coding region runs from base 223 to 687 and encodes 154 amino acids. The transcript has 3 exons. The record is from RefSeq and is a predicted model, not a curated record. NCBI's taxonomy places the organism in Eukaryota, Viridiplantae, Streptophyta, Magnoliopsida, Rosales, Rosaceae.
AUGUAUUUUUGGUUUCUUUCCGCUUUCGAGUAUGAUUCUGUAGAUCUAGAAUUUUUUUUUUUAUGAACCUGCAAUCUGAUGACAAAUUCUUAGCAUCUGAAUGUUCAAUAUCACAGUUUCAUGUGUAUAUAUCUCUUAUGAUAUGGUUAUCAUUGAAUUUCUAAUUAGGGUUUUGCGACAAUAGAUAGUAGUAUCUUUUUGAAAAAUUGGGUCAGGGGUCCGAUGAUGAAGACUACUGCUCUGCUCGAAAAGAACCCCCUUCCUCCCGGUGCGAAAGCGAAGAGCAAAGCCCGCCAACACGCGAAAUCGAAGAGAAAGGAGAAAUUGAAACAGGAGGAGAAAUCGAACACGUCCUCGUCCGAGGAAACUGGUGAUACUAGUUUUUAUGAUUCAGAAUCGAAAUUCUUUAUGUCCGAGAAUUAUUUGGCUGCUAUGAACAAAGAGCGCCUUCUGGGGCUUGGGCCUGAUCAAGAGAUGUAUUCUCAUCCGGUGACUGAGCAAGAAUAUAUUGCCUUUUUCGAUUUAGAUGUUGAGGAAUAUGAGUCGAUGUUUGAUAGAGUGCGUAGGGAUUGCUCCUUUAGUGCUCGCAUAAAAGAUCGACAAAGUCGCAACACCAACUCCAACUCCAACUUAACAGCUUCAACCCCGGUUGGCAAGGCUACUGGCAGUGGUGCUUUGCUUGAGUGACAAUCUAUAAAACUAACUAUGAAGGACUUCCAGACUUAUCAAUACCUUCUUAUUGUCUAUCUAUCCUUAUUGUAUAUGUCCACUAUGUUGGGAUCAAAUACUUAUAGAAACAAUUCAGGCUUUUGAAAUAUUUGUCAUCUUGACCCUUUAUUAUUUUAUAUGUAUCUGGGGUUCAGUA